This is a messenger RNA of Alternaria burnsii, 1191 nucleotides long. RefSeq lists its product as uncharacterized. NCBI's taxonomy places the organism in Eukaryota, Fungi, Ascomycota, Dothideomycetes, Pleosporales, Pleosporaceae. The transcript has 2 exons. The coding region runs from base 1 to 1191 and encodes 396 amino acids. The record is from RefSeq and is a predicted model, not a curated record.
AUGCCCUACAACACCCGCCGGAAAUCGCUGUCGCUGCCGUCACUCGGCAUACAGCUGCCAGGAGCACCGCGACCUGCGCGCUCACCGCCUUCGACAAGCGACGGUCAGCACGCCGCAAAGAAACAGAAACGCUCACAUUCCGGCUCACUCUCGUCGGUGCCACCAUCACCACCGCGCCCCUCGUCACUGCGCUUGGAUGAGCAGCGACCCAAAAGCUCAGGCCGGGUGGCAGACACCCCGCCACCUUCGCCAGGCGGCGAGUCUGGGACGACAAAGAUUGACACCCAAGGCAUCGACGACGAAAUUGUGGUUGGCGUUAUCGAACAGCUCCAGAAGACAGGCAACCGUCCCCACCUGCUAAAAGAACUCGCCCUCGUUCUGUCGCCCAUUAUUCCAAUCGUUGAGAGCUCCGCGAACCCAGCUGCCAUCAUCUCGUCACGCCUAGCCACCUACUUGAAGCGCAAUUGGACAGCUCUGUCGAGAUGUCCGCUCGACAAGAAGCUCGUUGGUACUCACCCCAAGCGUGUCUACUACUUCCUCUCCACCUGCCCGCAUCAACCUAUCCCAGCCGACGGAAGUGCCACCGCCAUCGCACCACGCAUCGUCACCCCAUCGCUCUCGUCUGCAACCUCGGAAGAGGAAGACAUGGAUGCGAGAUCAAGAGAUCGCAUGUCGCCGUCGCCAGAGCUAGACCUGUCUGACUACGACAGCGUCAACAGCGAUCCCUUCUCCAACCAGAGCCAUCCACCCACGACUGCAAACAUCUCGCACAACCGCCGGGCUCAAUCGCCGCCUUUAGAAAAGGACGAGCGCGAGUUCACCCAGACUGCCUCGUUUCUCCAACAACGCCGCAUGAGCCAGGAGGCCGAGCGCGAGCGAUCUGCUAGCGUAUCCGCCGAUUCAACACAACAUAGCGAUGUCAAGAUGGAAGAAGUCGCCGUUUCCGUCGAGGAGACUGUAGAAAGCGCCGCACUCAAGGACUCGGAGGCGGCAGCAGCACUCUUUGGUCAGAUGGACCAUCUUAUGACGUUCCAGAGCAGCCCUGCGAUGAAACCGGUCCUCCACAUCGAAAUGCCUCCACCGUCGCUCAAGCGCAAAUCGGUAAAACUUGAGCUCGACGACGACUGGAUCAUGAAGAGCCCGGAGCUUAUUGAUCUUGACGAGCUUGAUGAUCUUUUCGGCGGCUACUAA